Molecule: messenger RNA, 1344 nt
Organism: Euleptes europaea (tarantolino)
Lineage: Eukaryota; Metazoa; Chordata; Lepidosauria; Squamata; Sphaerodactylidae
Gene: UBAP1L
Product: ubiquitin associated protein 1 like
Exons: 5
Coding region: 1-1344 (447 amino acids)
Biological process (GO): ubiquitin-dependent protein catabolic process via the multivesicular body sorting pathway
Cellular component (GO): ESCRT I complex
Molecular function (GO): ubiquitin binding
Source: RefSeq, a predicted model, not a curated record
AUGAAUUACCUGGAUGAUGUACCUUUCCGAAUGGCCUCAAGCUUCGUAGAUGAUUCUGUGAGAGAGGCCCAUUUUGUGCGUGUGCCCCAGUUUGAGAUGCCCGACUGUGAGGAAAUCAUGACAUGCACGAUGCAUGAUUUCUCACUAGAGAAGAAAGUCCUGUAUUGGGUCGAGUCCUUCUCCCAGCAAAACACUCCAUGGAACGAAGUGACCGGCGACAUCUUCCCAACAGCUCCGCCCUGCUGGCUGCUCUUUAUGGACACCGAAGAAAACAGCCCUGAGGCAACCGGCAGCAGAACGGAGGAGGCAUCCCCUGUGCGGAGAUGCACGAGUCCAGCUAGCGUCGGUGAAGCUCCGCUGGCUGCAAGCAUGAACAGAGACCGAAAUACCGAGGAGGAGGACUACAACCAAGGCCAGGCGUCUUCCCCGGCCGCCUGCGCAGAAAGCGAACAAGAAGUCCCCCCCGUGUCUGAGGCCAAACACGUCCCUGGCCGUUUGGCUUGUUUCUUCAACCUUCCCCAACCGAAACUAAAGACUCCGCCGGCCCUGUUGGAUGCCUCUUCGGAGGGCAAGUGCCCCAAGCCGGCUCAGGUCAAACAGAGCCAGUCCGCGCUCUUAUUUAACAACAUGAAGAAUGAGUUGGCGAGGGCCAAGGGGAAGCUGGCGGCUUUCCUGCGCCCCUUGACUCAGUCUUUUACAGAACCCAGUCUGGCUUCCAAAGCUUUUCCUCCACACCAACGCUCCCGUAACUGCAAGAACCUGAGAUACAGAUCUGUCUCGGACGCGUCCUCAGUGGCGACUUUGAUGCCCACCCCCCCAUCAAUGCCUCAUGGUACCCCGACGCCCCUCGCCUCUGCAGGUGCCAUCCCUCCCAUUCAAAGGCACAAGCCCACCAUUGCCUCCCUAAGCCCUUACGCCUGCCUCCCACCCCCUCCGGGGGCCCAGCCAUCUCUCGGUUCCCACGCAACUCGGCCGGACUCGACAGCUGACCUGCUCUCGGCCCUCAGCCAAGAGGAGCGCGACCUCAUCGAGCCCGUUUUAGCCUUGGGUUAUCCGAUCCGCAGAGCCAUCCUGGCUCUCCAGAAGACCGGGAGGCAAAGCCUGGGGCAGUUCCUUGGUUACCUCAGCGCCUGCGACAAACUUCUGAAACAAGGGUAUGAAGAAGCACAAGUGGAGGAAGCCAUGGAAAUGUUCCAGAACCCGGAGAAGGCCGCAGAGUUCCUUCACCUCCUGUCCCAGUUCAACGACAUGGGCUUCCAGCAGUCAGACAUCAAAGAGGUUCUCCUACUGUGUGGUAACCGGGGUGACAAUGCUCUGGAGGAACUCAUGACCCGGGCCCAGUAA